Molecule: messenger RNA, 1098 nt
Organism: Acanthoscelides obtectus
Lineage: Eukaryota; Metazoa; Arthropoda; Insecta; Coleoptera; Chrysomelidae
Source: the annotation of a GenBank genome assembly
AUGGCAGGAACAGGAGUUCCGCCAAUCAAUAUCGAGGGCACCGCUGACUGUUCAUCCUUAAGCAGUAUGAUGAACAACAAGGGGAUCCAAUUCUCCAAGGCGAGGACGGCGGGUAACAGUGUGAAAGUGUUCACAAAUACUCCAGCUGAUUACCGUCAGCUAGUCGCACUGCUGGACUCCAUCAAGCGGCCCUUCUUUACCUAUCAACUGAAGGAGGACAGGAUGGACCAGAGGGUCAUUCGUGGACUACCCAGGGAGAUGUCAAUCGAUGACGUCAAAGAGGGUCUAGUGAGUCAAGGCAUCGCAGACGCUGAGGUUCAGCAGAUGACCUCAAGGACCACCAAGAAGCCACUUCCGCUCUUCCUCGUCAUGACGAAGAUGCCGGAAAAGCUUCUAGAGAUCCAGAGGCUGGCCAUGCUCACGGUCAGCUUCGAGAGGAAGAAAAAGUCCACCGAGCCCAGCCAAUGUUACCGCUGCCAGAGGCCAUCAGAUACUAAAUUAAUGAAAAAAUUUUUUGGAAUUAAGAAAAAAGAUGAUGCAGUUCGGCCAUUAUCUCCACAACCAGGUCCAAGCAAAUCGUCUGCUUCAGUUCAAGAAGAAUCAGAGGAAACGAGACCGAGUACAACAAAUGAAUUACACUCCACUUCUGAUUCUGAUAAUUCAGUAUCCAGUAAGAUCCAGAAAAUCAACCAACCUCAAAAGAAAAAAUAUAUUCCCAAAAAUACAAGGCUGAGUGGGAGCAGCAUGAAAAUUUUAAGAACUGGGCCAUCAGAUACUAAAUUAAUGAAAAAAUUUUUGGUAAUUAAGAAAAAAGAUGAUGCAGUUCGGCCAUUAUCUCCACAACCAGGUCCAAGCAAACCGUCUGCAGUUCAAGAAGAAUCAGAGGAAACGAGACCGAGUACAACAAAUGAAUUACACUCCACUUCUGAUUCUGAUAAUUCAGUAUCCAGUAAGAUCCAGAAAAUCAACCAACCUCAAAAGAAAAAAUAUAUUCCCAAAAAUACAAGGCUGAGUGGGAGCAGCAUGAAAAUUUUAAGAACUGGGUGCACCAAGUUCCUGUGGAAGCUAUUUUUUUCACUGCAAGGUUUGCAAUUAUGA